Glossina fuscipes is the source of this 2576-nucleotide messenger RNA. It is a transcript of the gene Tom70, whose product is annotated as mitochondrial import receptor subunit TOM70. The transcript is spliced from 3 exons. The record is from RefSeq and is a predicted model, not a curated record. Lineage: Eukaryota; Metazoa; Arthropoda; Insecta; Diptera; Glossinidae. Bases 188 to 2035 code for a protein of 615 amino acids. Gene Ontology annotation, molecular function: protein binding.
AUUUUGUAAUUUCCCACUACAAAAUUCAAGAAGAAAAUUACCGCUUAAAAAAUCAUCGUAGCUAUUAGGAGAAGAAGCUGAAUACGUACAGGUGAACUGAAAAGAUAAAGUUAGAACUUGCAAUAGAAACAAAGAUCUGUCUAUUGCACUUCAGGCUGAUUGUUAGACAGAUAGUCGCAAGUAUAUAAUGGCUUAUAAAUUUACAUCAAUAAAAUUGACAAAAUGGCAAUUGGCAUUGGUUUUGGGCACUCCUUUGGCAUUGGGCCUGGGUUUCUAUUUGUAUAAUAAAUUAACUGCCAAAGAUUUGGAUAACAAAACAACAGAUAAAGACGUUGAUAGUGAAAAUAAGAAAGCGGGUAAAGGUAAAACUAGUAAACUAAAGGCAUCGAAAACGCAGAAAAAAUCAUUAUCUAUUGAUGGCAUUACAGAGGAGGAUAAAGAAACAGAAAAGCGCAAGAAAUUGGCAGAGUUGGAAAAUGAAAGAUUGUCACCCCUUAAGGAAGCAACCAUAUACAAGAAUGAGGGUAACGCCUGUUAUCGCAAUGGAAAAUUUGAUGAAGCCAUUAUCUUCUACGACAAAGCAAUCGACAAAUGUCCCAGUGAACAUAAAACUGAUUUAGCGAUAUUCUAUCAAAAUCGAGCCGCCUCCUAUGAGAUGCUACGCAAAUGGAACAAAGUUAAGGAGGAUUGUACCAAGUCGUUACAAUGCAAUCCACGGUAUCCUAAAGCCUAUUUUCGACGAGCCAAAGCUUAUGAAGCCACAAAUGAAAUGAGCGAUUGCUUGGAUGAUGUGACCGCCACUUGUAUUUUAGAAAUGUUUCAGAACAACAAUACCAUUAUGUACGCCGAUCGUGUAUUGAAGCAAACAGGUCGUGAAGAUGCCGAGAAGGGAAUGAAGGAUCGAGUGCCCAUGCUGCCAUCGAAAAAUUUCAUUAAUACUUAUUUGCGUUCGUUUGUUGCUGAUCCAUUGCAAGCAAAUUUGUCAGCUACUGAAGUUACGGAUUUACUUAACACCAAGGACGAUAGGCUGUACGGUUUCGCUCGUGCAAAGCAUGCGAUGGAUGAGCAGCGAUACGAUGAAAUCAUUCCGGCUUGCACCGAAGAAAUUGAAUCCUCCGAGUCGGAAUCACAAUAUAAGAGCGAGGCUUUGUUAUUGCGCGGUACAUUUCAUUUGUUAUCUGGCUCAUUUACGGAAGCUAGACAAGACUUGGAUGCAGUCAUCAAUAACGCCGAUGCCGAUGUCAAAUUACGAGCGUACGCUCUCAUAAAACGUGCCUCUCUACAUAUACAACUGGAAGAGAAAGAUCAGGGAUUAGCUGAUUUUGACCAAGUGCAAAAGUUACAACCCGACAAUCCCGAUUUGUAUCAUCAACGCGCUCAGAUAUAUAUACUGCUCGAUCAGUUAAACGAAGCUCUGCAAGAGUAUGAAAAGGCCAUCAAAAUUGCACCCAAUAACGCGAUGGCAUAUGUGCAGAAAUGUUACGCUGAAUAUCGUUUAGGUUUACUUUCGGGCGAUCAGAUGCGCUUGCUUAUGAUUAUGAAUGAGUUUCGUAACGCUAUUGAGAAAUUUCCCGGCUGCGUCGAGUGUUACAGUUUGAUGGCUCAAGUACUUAGCGAUCAACAGCAAUUCCAACAGGCCGAUCAAUUUUACGAGAAGGCAAUAAAAAUGGCGCCUGAAAAUGCCUCGUUAUUAGUGCAUCGUGGUAUUAUGAUGCUACAAUGGAAAGGUGACAUUGAUAAGGCUAUCAAUCUAAUGCAGCAGGCAAUUGAUGUCGACGAUAAAUGCGAGCUAGCCUACGAGACAUUGGGUACUGUUGAAGUCCAGAGAGCCAAUCUAGAUCGGGCGGUAGAACUAUUCGAAAAGGCCAUCAAAUUGGCUAAAAGCCAGGCGGAAAUGUGCCACUUAUAUGCUUUACGCAAUGCAGCGAUUGCUCAAAUCAACGUUACUCGAAAACUGGGUAUAGAUAUGUCUAAUAUAUCGGCUCUAGCGCAGGCAGGCAUUGCCUCGCAAACAAUGGCAGCCGAUACCAAAUAAAAAACGAUUCACAAGCAUUUUAAUCGCUUUCAGGACAAGCGAACAGCAAAAAAUUGUUAUUAAAAUGAAAUUGUUGGAGAAAAUUCCACGAGGUGCAUUUUAUAAAUUAAUUUUUAAAAUUAAUCAUCUGUUAAAAUAUUUCUGUUACAUAUACUUAAAUCCAUUCUCCGACCAUUCUCCACGAACAAGUAUAAUAUCUUUGGUACAAAAAUCUUUUCGAUUCUUUUUGUUUUUUCUGCUCUCUGCCUUUUCCUUUCGAUUAUACAAUUUACUUAUAUUUAGCAAAAUAUUGUAUAUUUUAGCUUUUCCUCUGUUAUUUACAACAGUUUAAAAAAAGAAAAAAAUCAAUAAAUUAUUGUAAAUCUCCCCUUCACAUUCACACGCAAUUGACGAACUCUCCUAAUACAAAGUAAAUUAACAUAGAGAGGUAAACGAGAUAGAUAGACAGACAUAAAACCCAACCAGCUUAUGUAAGGCUUGUUGAGGGCGAAAAUGCACGAAUUUCAUUUCAUCAUAUAUUUUGUAACGAAAUUUUACGCUU